Molecule: messenger RNA, 3657 nt
Organism: Perca fluviatilis (European perch)
Lineage: Eukaryota; Metazoa; Chordata; Actinopteri; Perciformes; Percidae
Gene: slain2
Product: SLAIN motif family, member 2
Exons: 10
Coding region: 230-2098 (622 amino acids)
Biological process (GO): positive regulation of microtubule polymerization; cytoplasmic microtubule organization; microtubule nucleation
Cellular component (GO): microtubule plus-end
Source: RefSeq, a predicted model, not a curated record
ACACAGUUGGUGGUGACGAGUAUUAUGAAAAUGGCCUCGACCCUGCGCGGAACCACGAUUAACCGGAGAAGAUGACGACGUUGAUCUUUUUAAGUCAGUUAAACAUCAAAGUGUCUUCUUUGAACACGUAGACAAUAGUGAAGUAAACAAAAACAAAGAGACAGUCGGCAGAACAACGACAAAAAAUACCACCGACCACCACAUAUUUGCGUAGGGCUGAGGAGCCGCUAUGGAGGAUAUCAACUCCAACAUCAACGCGGACUUGGAGGUGCGUAAGCUCCAGGACUUGGUGAAGAAACUCGAACAGCAAAAUGAACAGCUUCGGAGUCGGUCUACGAUGUUGUCCUCGUCUGGAGCGAUGUCAGGGAACCACAGACCCCUCAGCGAGGGAUACGACCCGUCGUCGCUUACAGCGGGGAUGUCAGCCGGUCUGGCCGGCUUCACUGGGGUGGGGUUCGUCGGAACGGGCGGCUACGGUGGGCUGCUAGGGAAUACCCGCGGUUUGAGCCCCAGACUGUCUUACGACGGUAUCAGUUUCAGGAGGCCGUAUGAAUAUGAGGGGGCAUCGGCUGCCGCCUCAGUGUCGAGUAUGAACUCACUUUAUUCAGACAGCAUCGGGGGUUUUACAGACGAAGGGGAAACAUCAAUCCUAGAUGAAGUGGAAAUCUUAGAUCUCGAAGACAUGGAUUGUCUAAACGAAGACGAGGACAGCUGGCUAUAUGAGGCGAAGCUGAACAGUCCCCUGCAGAAAGCCUUGAGUCCUAUUGUGUGGUGCCGCCAAGCUCUUGACAACCCCAGUCCUGAGAUGGAAUCAGCCAAGCGCUCCCUCAUCCACAGACUGGACCUCACCAUGUCAGCCAACAAGCGCAGGAGCCUGUAUGGAAGCCCCUACAACCAGCAGGGUUAUGGAAGCCCGUAUAGCACAAACGCAGCCAACAGCCCUUACAGCAGUGGCUUCAACUCCCCCUCCUCAACCCCCAGCAAAAUGCCUACUGUCAGACAGCAGCUAAUGCUUGGGAAUGCAGCACACCAGCGAAACACAGCGGCAGAGAGGAAUCCUCCGGCGGUGAGCCCGCAGUCAUCAGUGGACAGCGAGCUGAGCACCUCAGAAAUGGACGAGGACUCAGUGGGCUCCUCAAAUACCUACAAACUCAAUGAUGUCACGGAUGUCCAGAUACUGGCACGCAUGCAGGAAGAGAGUUUGAGACAAGAUUACGCCGCAACAGCAUCCAGGCGGAGCUCAGGUUCGUCCUGCCACUCGCUGCGGCGCAGCACCUUCAGCGACCAGGAGUUAGAUGCACACAGUCUGGAGGACGAGGAGGAGGCGGUGCACCCGGCCUUCCACCUGCCCUCCAGCCGCUUCAGCCCCUCCCCUCGACACUCUCCCCGCGCCUCCCCCAGGAAUUCUCCCCGCUCUCGCUCCCCCGCCCGCUCGAUUGACUACAGCCACAGCCGCGGCUCGCCUCAGCCCAUCAUCAGCCGCCUGCAGCAGCCUCGCCACUCGCUGCAGGGCCACGGGCACGACCUGCAGACCAACGUGGUGAAGAACGAAGAAAAGCUGCGUCGUAGUCUUCCCAACCUCACGCGCUCCUCAGCGGCGACGGCCCAGGGUCCAGAGCCCGUCAAGAACAGCCGCAGCUGCGAGUCCAACCUGCAAGUGCAGAAUGGAGGCUCUCCUCGACACCAGAGCCAGUCUGCCACAGCAGAUCAACUCACGAGAUACUCGGCCCCUUCUCGGUCCUCCCCGAAACCCAAACAGCACCUCCAAAGCCCAACUGCCCUGCGAGUCCCACUCUCCUGUUGCUUUGGAGAAGAAGGUGAUUUCAUCCCCUCUCCCAGUAAGUUGAGAACUCCAGUCACCCCGUCCCCACUGGCCUUGAGGCAACCGGUAAAGGCCACAUCCAACCCCGGCUCUGCCACCUCCACCCCCACCCGCUCCCUGGCUUCUCCCCGCAGCGGCCUGCCCCGACCCAGUGCUUCUGCAGGAGGGGGGAUCCCUCUGCCUCGCAGCAAAUUGGCCCAACCUGUGCGCAGAUCUCUUCCCGCUCCUCGGACAUACAGCGGCACAGGUGACAACUGGAGAGAAGGUUGUUACUGAAAUGGGCCAGCAGGGGGCUCUCCAAUCAAACUAUCAACACAAGGAGGCAGACAUUACAACAUGGCACUUUAUCUACCUAGAUACCUUUUACAGUGAAGAGUCCCUCUGUCAAAAACGAAUAUAGGAGUCAGGAUUUAAAAUAAGGAGAGGACAGUGUCCACAUCGCGUCAUGUUCUCUGUGGGCUCUGGCUCUGGAGGGGUCAGGCAUGUAGUGCAGACAGCCCAGAAAAUGCCAAAGAAACCAGGCCGACUCCAGCUCUGCCAGCAGAGGACACAUCAUCUGCCUUGGUUUGACUGCAGUCAUCUGUCAGACAAUCCAUAUCACUUCAUUGGCCAGCUUACUCCCCCCACACUCCUCUUCUUUGUUCUUCUUUCCCAUCCCUCAGGUUGAAAUGUUUCCACGCAUUUCUCUCUUUAUGCUCUGUGUUUAACAGACGUCUGAGCGAUCUCUAUGAUGAUGCCGUGCAGGUGAAAUGUCCCGUAAUGUUAGAGAAUUGUUGAUUGUCUUGCAACAAUGAAAGCACCUCUGUGUGGGUAUGACAUUUAAUCUUUCCUCUUGUGAAAUCAGCCAGAAUGUAUGCACAAGUUUGUUUUGGAAAAUAUUUAUUCAAAUUAUUUAAGAAAUGUAUGUCCAAACAUCCAUAUCAGUAUUUUUGUUUUAAGAUUUUAAUUAGUUAAAAAUGUACAUUUUAAACCUCAACUGCAAGCUACGUCUCCAAAGCCUUUUAUUGUUUGAGUGUCAAAUCAGGACUUGGGAAGAACCUGGGCGAUUGACGACACAUCGGCUAAAGCCUCAGCUCUGACCUGUACCACACAGUUUGCCAAAAUGAUACGUUUCCAUUACAGUGCUGAGAUUGUUCAGUUUACGAACAGCUUGAUAUAAGGUCGGAGUUAUAUCUGAAACUACAAAGCCUGAGCUCAAAAACAAAUGUCCCCGUUCACCCACCCCAGCCAAUUAUACCAAGAAAACUUGGAUGUGGUCCAUUAAAUUCCCAUAACAGAUUUCUGUCAUUGUAAAUCAUUCAUGCAAUGAAAAACAUCAAAUAAGAUGACAAAUACGUUUUGCUGGCUUUUACCUCUUGUGCUAUAGAAAUGAAUGGAAAGGUGUGCCAGUGUUUGGUCAUUGGUGUGGUGGGUGUUAUGAAACUAGUGCCUAUAAUUUAAACUUUCACUUGAGUUUGAACAUCAUGUUUUGUUUGUUUAUCAUUUUGUGCCAAUUUCUGGGUUUCCCAAUAUUAGCAUUUCUGCUUGAUUGAUUUGCUUGCCUGUUUGUAUUAUUUUUGUAAUUUAAUGAAUACAUUUAUAAUUGCUUUAAAAAAAAAAAUGCGCCUUCAUAUUUAUAACCAAUUACUCAUUCUGUAAAUGAAACUAUUUAUUAAAGAGAGGUGCCUAUGUUAAAGCUCAGAUUAAGUGAGAAGCUCGAACAAAUGUUCAAGAAGACAUACCACACCUUUUGUGUGAAGGUUUUUGUUAUUGAACUUUUUUUUAUAUAUCCACAAACAUGACAUUCAGUUUCCCUGUGUAAAGUCACAUUUCAAAUUAAAGCUGAAAAGUUGUUC